Molecule: messenger RNA, 7069 nt
Organism: Bombus huntii
Lineage: Eukaryota; Metazoa; Arthropoda; Insecta; Hymenoptera; Apidae
Gene: jus
Exons: 6
Coding region: 777-1790 (337 amino acids)
Source: RefSeq, a predicted model, not a curated record
GCCCUAGCGUCGCGAUCACCCUCCGACUCGAUUCGGUCGUUGUUUGCUGCCUCCAUAUCGCUCUUGGCCGCGUGGCGAAGACGAUCGUGUAUCCCUUAUUUCGUUUAAUUCAACGACUCGUGAAUUCUCCUCCAUUUUCAUGAAAAUCUUGGCGAAAACCGAGGGCAUUACUCGAGCAAUAUAAUCAAGAAAGUAUCCGUUUUCGAAUCGACGGAUCGAUCGUACAGUAAAAUAUAUAUCACGUAUACAUGAGAGAGGCAGAAAAGGAGGAAGAAGUCGGAGACUGAAUAAAGAAGCAGUGUGCCAUUCUGUUCCCAUGAACCUGUCGUUCGAGCAGUGAGGGGAAGUUCUGGUGGUGGUGGUGGUGGUGGUUGCGGUAAAACGUGUCCACGAACCUUCCUCUCCUUCUUCGCUCCCUCCACGAGCCGGUACAACAAGACGUUGACGACCAGGGUGAAUAAAAGAGCCGUCUAUAUACCGCCCUAAGUUCAUUCUCGUCCAACAUCUGGCAAUUUUCGAUUUUUCUAAAUCUAGUUGCUUUCCUACUUUCCUCUGGCUGCCCGUGGAAAGGUGGAACGUGCGGAGGUAUGCGCGUGCUAUCGAUCACACGGGCCGAUCGCGCGGAUAUGUGAUACCGGAAGUAGGUACGGCAGGCUUGACCUGCGUGCAGGUGCUCCACGGUGCGUACCACGUAUGCGUACAUACAUAGGGGUGAGCAACGACAGAGAAGAGAAGGGUGAGCGAGAAGAGGCCGCGUGUCAGGGCCAGUCGUGAAGAUGCACGCCACCGACGCCGUCGCCGCGACGGCGUCCCUGCCGUCAUCCACGUCCUGCGUGACCGCCUCGAGGAAGCCUGGCUAUGCGGUCAACCUCGUCCUCGUCCUGUUCGUCUCCUGCUGGAUCGUGCAGGAUCGAAUGGUCUUCGGCAUGUCCGAACCACCCGAACUUACCACGAUCGAGGAUUUAACCGGCAGAGGGACGAAAAAAUUCGGCGACCAUUGCAUGGAGGAUCUCGAAUGUGGUUUUGCCGGCUCUUACUGCGAACCAAAGAAGAACAAAUGCACGUGCAGGGAAGAAUUCGAGGCAACGAAUCAUAUCGACAAAUGUGGACACCCGGUGAACGUGAACGAGUCGUGCUUCUUCCACGAGCAAUGCGAAGCGAGAGUGAUACAAACGGAGUGCAGAGACGGACGUUGCAUUUGCAUCUUCGAGAAGAUCCCGGUUACCCAAUCUGAUGGCUCGAUUGUGUGCGUCGCCGAGCAGGUAGAGGAACCCAAUCUCCAAUAUAUCGAUCCGACGAUGAUCGGUGUUCUCGUUGGUAUGGCCCUCAUGUUCAUCAUCAUCUGCGUCGUCCUUAGGCUUUUCAGCAAGGCUCGCUGGCGUGAGAACCGUACCAUCUUCAAUACACCGAACGCCCGUCUGAUGAACGUGUCGUUACUGAGGGAGAACAAGCUCCUGCACGCGCAGGAGAGACGCGGUUCAAGGGCGAGCGUACGGGCACCCUCGAGGCAACCCUCGCUGGCCUCCUUACACGCCCACUCGCCGAACGCCUCGCAAGCUUUUCGUGUCAUGUCAGAGGCAUGCGGUCGCGACAAAGCACGCGAUACUUUAGCAAGAAAAUCUCUGUCACCAGGUUCACGAACAGGAUCACGACGUGGAAGUCGCAGCAGUAGUGGAAACGCGUCGGCCGUCUCGACGAAAUCGAACAAGUCCCCACCGAAUCAACCGAACAACAUGACGGAAACCGUAUUGGAAAACGUCACCGUAGAAAUUCUCGAUGCCAAGACGUAGAUCCGCUGGAGAACGGAAACACAGCCCUCACGAUCAUCGUUGCCACGCCAUUUUCCUUCCAACGACGAUCGCGAGGUCGCCCGCAAUGAAAAGAUCGUCUUCGAAGCGACUUAAGCAAUCUCUUUUUCAGAACGUACAAAACUGUUAUCCUAUUCACAUUUCUAAAAUCUAUUUUCUAUUUCCUCCUUUUUAUUCGACACGAAAAGAUUCGCUCGUUUGCGUCUUACGUCUGCUGCUUUGGUACAAAAUUGUAGAAUUAUUUAUUAACGUGCGUUUGCAUACUAGACAUUCGUUGUUAUUAUCGAUCAUGAAACAAAGUUCAAAGGUAAUAUCAAAGUUAUGUAUAAUUUGAGAAAUCCAGAGAAUGUGGGAAACAAUAUUGCGAUUUUUACUAAUUGCGAGAUAAUCAUUGUUUAAUUUCGGUUUGAGAAUGAUCGAGUUUGUAUUUGCGAUUUUGAUAAAGCUAGACAAACGUAACACUUAUGGUACCGUUAAAAAGGGUUCAACGUUCGAAACAUUUUGCAUAAGGAAACGCGGAUAAUCGCGUCGAAUUCGCCGUAGAAUCUUAUCGAGAAUCUUAUCGAGACGCGUUUGAAAUACCGCGAGCAAAUUCUCGCAAAUAAAUUCUCAUAGGUCGUUGAGAUUUUGUUGCAUUUAAGAAAGAAGGCAGGAAAUUUAGGGAAGAAGCAUAAUUCUUUUCUACGAGUAAAGAGGGAAGCUUAGCCUCGCGAUUCGUGAUUCUAUUCGUGAGACGAAGCUUCCUCGUUUUCGGUCUAUUCGUUUGCUAUUGGUUCGAGUUACAGACGGGUCAACGAAAUCUGAAGACGGAACAUAGCAAAGACGAUGGAAAUAUCGUGUUUCCACGUUACUCGUCCGGGAAAUACGGAGCUUUGCGUCGAUUUGCGAUGUUUUUCGAUGUUUGGACCAAACGAAAACGUACGUUUCGCCAUUAAUAUGGUCACUUAUGCUAAAAGGAUUCAUCGCUUUCAAGCUAAACACUCUCUAGCCGAUAGAAACGAAUUCGUAUUUUAUAAACGAUACUGUCGAAUCUAGUAACACUCGACGCGUUGAUCGAUCUUUCUAACAAAGUUGUAAACGCCAACUAUCGUUUUAGACGAACGCUUAAAAAAAAACGGCGAUCCAUCGACGAUCGCGGAACAACAAUCAGCCAAAGUCGAUACAGGUCGGCUCGUCCGUGAGAGAUAAUCUUCGUAUCCAUCGCGUUCUGUCUUUUAUCUCUACUAUCUUAUUGUAUUGUGUAUUUUUAAUAUUACACCAGCGUACAAAGUACUCGAUUUUUUCAACGUGAAAUGUAACCUUACGCCAUAUGCUCACACACACACACACACACACAUACACACACACAUUGACUCUACGUUUUACGAUCCACAACGGAUAGUUUCUCCAGUAAUCGAAAUCUUAAUUAGAGCUAAAAGAUGGAACUCCGGUGUGGUAGUAGCUGCGCUUUAUCGUGUGUAGGUAUUUCAAAUCGUCAGCUGGUCUGAUACAAAAUCGAUACGUGUUAUUAUCGUACGAAGGAAUCGAGGAAGUGUCUGCUGCGGGAAACGCGAGAUUAUUAUCGAUGACAAGAGGAUCGCCUGUGGAUGACUUCCUGGCAGAUCCUUUCUGUGAAUUACGUAUUCCCAACACAAGAUAUCGACUGACGAAGUACCGAUCGUUCAUGCCAGAAGAAAGAUAGCAAUCUCUUCUGGUUUUUCUUUUCGAGAAGCCAACACGAAUGGGACCAGACGAAAAGUGUUUGAACCGACAUCGUGGGGGUAACGCUACGCAUACUUUCUUAUAUACAUAGCGUAGCGAACCAAUUAAGCCGCGUGAUAUUUAAGCAUACCAUCGAGCAGAAAUGUAUCUGUUCCUUGAUAAACGUGUUUAAAGUAAGGAUUAACAAGAAAUCGUGCGCGAUCAUGUUCGUUACGCGUAACAGGAAACGAAGAUAACGGUACUUACAUGUACGUAUUAUAUACAUGGGGGUUACACGUAAGCUCGGCACGGUCGUUUCUCAUCACCGUGAGAUUCGUAGGCGUUACACCCGUUCACCCACGAUCGAUUGUUCGUCCGACUUAUCCUCAUCCCUUAUCGCUUCUUAUCGAGUGCUCCAUACUUUCACAUGCUUCUGAACUUUGCGAACGUGUCUUGCUCGAUCCAUUCUAUAGCCGCCUGCCUCGUAAGACAAGCUCUAUUCGUUGCUCGAGAAAGAAUAUUCGUCAAAAAUGAUAGUAAAAGAACGGUUCGCGUGUUAAAAAAAUUUGAAAGGAUUAAUUUUUUCGCGUCGACUGUUAGUAAGUUUACUAUAAGAACAAAGAGAUUGAAAAAGAAUAGAACGGACGAAAUCACCUCGAGAGGCUUCACCUUAGAUAGAACACGACCAAACACAAAUUGUAUGCGUUUACACGACUGUAUUAGUUUAUUAUUAAUUGCACCAAACCUCAUUAUCGAAAGCUAACGUCGAUUCACGAUGAUACUUUAUACACGUACAGACACGCUAUAUCGAUAUAUCUACACACAUUGAAAUCAUCUUUUUUUCUUCCCGAGUAAGUAAUGAGAAUCAUCGAUAGUCCGGUACGAUUGUAUCUCAACAAUUUAGUGCCUGCGCUCUCGCGUACAUAGUACAUAUUUACAUAUAAAAAACAGAUGAGAUUAAUUAAAUAAAUGAAUAAAUAUAUAUAAAUCUAUAUAUAUAUAUAUAUAUAUAUACCAAUAUAAAAGAAGAAGAAAAUUAUAUAUACAUAUAUAAUACUAGGCUUGGCACUAUUUGCACUAUUUGUAGAUUAAUUUUUUGAAUGCCUAGCGACUGUAUCCACUCUGUGAUCUAUGUGCAACGUAUAGCUAACAGAUUCUUCUUGCUAUCGUCAUUGUUAUAUUAUUGUUAAUUAUUAUGAUUAUCAUUAUUCUUAACAUUUACAGAAGAUAAUUCAUAGAUAUUAUAUAAUAUCGUGUAAGCUCGACUCGCUUAGUUAUUAUCGAUCCCGCACCUAAAAUGUACUCUUGUCUUCUGCACACAUAACGUUCAAUUUGUAUAGCAUCCUCGCCGUAAAAGUAUCAACUAAAUUUAGGGAUGUCUUUUUAACGAUUAACGCUAUCUUAAAUCGAUCAUUUAACGAUCAUCGAUAAUGAUAACCGAGAUUGCGCGAUUUAAGCGAUAAUUGAAUUAAUGAGCGUAUGUGAUAUUCGUGGGGGAUUUAGAAUGGAAUAUAAAAGUUUAAAAACAAAAUUAAAAAAAAAAUGACAAAAAUAUGAGAAAAAAAUGUGUAAAAAAAGCAGACAAAAUAAGAAAGAAUGCAGCUGCGUUUUGUGAACAAGAGAGACGAGCAAAUGUUUAUUAGAUAAGGAUUUAAGAGGAUAACGAGGAGGGAUCGAUCUGAUCCGCAAACGAAAUUCGGGGAAGGUUUCAGUUUUCGGAUAGAACGUGCCCUCCACUGUUCCAUAUCUAAUUAAGUAACCGAGACUCGAUAUAUCGCGUUCUUUGUAUCUCGACGAAAUGUCCAUUGAAACAAUCUUCGAUUUAUAAUACAGCUCUGUGGAAAGUAAUCGUUCGCUUGUAAGAAUAUCUCUAGUAUAAUAAUUAACGCGAUUUAGAGCAGUAUCGAUUAAGAUGCUUUUCUCGAGUCGUUAGUUUCCCUCCGCUUUUAUGGUAACGAAAACAAAACAAAGGAAAAUUAACGAAGAGACAAGCAGUGUGCCUCGUCUUUAUCACACAAAGACACUCGCUCACUUUUGUAAAAUCUCUUGUAUCGUAAAACCAUGGAAUAUCCCGCUCUUCAUCGCGCCCUCCGAUCCAGAGAAACGUUUCCUACAUAGGAAGAGUAAACAAUUUUGCUCUGUUUCUCAUAUAAUCGUCGAUAACGAUCCAAGAUAUGGAAACUUACGACUAAUUAACGUCUUAUCCUUCUUUUCUCGUUAAAUUCUCUUCUUCCUUCGUAUUCUCCUUCCGAAUACCUAACGAUCAAUCAAAUCGUUGAUUCGUCUCGAUUCAUUUAUCACAGCCGAUCGUUUCGAUCUAUUCCAACAAGAAAUCUUCGUUCCUUUGAGAAACAUACAUUCGUGAUUCGACUAUAUUCGCGAAACGACUAUAUAAGGAACUUCGAAUCAGGGACAUCAAACUUAAGGAUACAGAGGAAGAGAAACCAGAAUCGUUCGGUAAAUUGUCCAGUACCAUCGAUCACAUAGGACAGCAAGUCCGUACUUCUUGUAAAGAAGGUCACUUAAGAAUCCUCUUGUGAUCCUGGAUCGAUUUUUAAUAAUAGAAUCGUCUGAGAGAUCAAGGCAAGCUGUUGUUCCCUGAACUGUCACAGUUUAUAGAUACACGAUACUGUAGAAGAACGUGAAGAUAGAAGAACGAUACUGUAAUCCAAAUAUGGGGAAGUGUUUGGAUUACUUCUCGUUCUCGUGGGACUACGUUGUUCCGAAAAUAUCGGUUUUUCAUGCCCAAACGAACUCUCUGUGACGAUACCAACUACAUAAGUACUUGUAUAUGUACUCAUCACUAUUCAAGUAAAUCAUCUUAUAAAGUUCAACCAGUGACCACUUUUGAUAUCUUUGUGGAUAACUCGAUCGACGACGCUAUUUUCUUUCGCGUUCGUCGUGUUCAAUAGAAACUAACAGAACACUUCGAUAAACCGGAAGACGCAACAAGAAACCGACAAUUCUUACUGACAACGAUGGAACAUCCCUAAAUCAAAAAAUUAGACAAUACCUUUGUCGAUACUGAAUCCGAAUCAAAUUGAUCAGAGAUGAAAAGGUCGAAAUGAAAGAUCGUCGGUCCGCGAGGAACUAUCUUCGUCAGUGCUUUGUCGAAAUACAAUAUACAUGCAUAUAUAAUAAAUAUAUAAAACGUCCUUAGGAAACGAUCUUUCAACCGAGACUUUCGUGAUUUUGUAAGAAUUUCUUGUUACACAGCCUUGCCUGCGUAACCCUUUCGUAUCCAACACAAUUUAUCCGAUUGUAUUAUAAACGAUCGUUCAAUGAAUAUCGUUAAGGUCCAGUAUUCAUUUCUUCUGAACAUUAGUAAUAUUAUUGUAACGAAUUAAUGUAAUCACCAGCACCGCCUGCUUUUAAGGGACUACGUAGCGUGUACGCACGUUUGAGCUUCUGUAGAAUUACAUAUAUUAAGGAUAAGCUUAGAAGUUUCGUCUGAUCGCAUUUUGUGCUUAAAUUCAAUGAUCCGUCUCUUAAUGUUCGAUUACUAUGAUCGUUGGACGGUUCGCGAUGAAGAAAUGUUGUGAUUCGACUUAGAGUAAAUAACGUAAAAAAAAAAAGAAAAA